AUGUUCAGAAUAAUCUCUCGCUCUGUUGUUGCCAACGCUCGGCCUAUCCACUCCACUGCCGUUGCGAGGAUUACCGUGACAGAGAAAGUAACUGAAGUAGCAGACAAGGUUAACAAGAAAGUGGGCAAGGGACUCGCGGACGCUAUUGGUGCUGGGCAAGAAGCUGCGGCAAAGACGAAAGAAACUUUCGACUCCGCAUCCGAGACGGCGAAGGAGAAGGCUGGAAGUGCUGCCGCCACUGCUGAACAGAAGAAGAACCAGGCGACAAGCGCAGCCCGUGAAGCCAAAGAUGACUUGAAAAAAGCCUCCAAACGGUCCUUCCAGGUCGUCUAUCAGCUCUUACUAGGUAAACCCAACCAAGACCUUGAAGGCAGAGUUUUUUCUCCCCUUCCACGAGUACACCACUGUAUGCCAGGAGACGAACUCCAAGAUGCCAACCCUAAUGAGAUAGAGUCCAAUUGGGACCAAGUCAUUGACAGCUUCGAUGGUAUGGAUUUAAAGCCCGAAUUGCUUCGUGGCAUCUAUGCAUAUGGUUUCGAGCGUCCUUCCGCCAUUCAACAACGUGCGAUUCUGCCCGUUGUUAAAGCACACGAUGUUAUCGCCCAAGCCCAGUCUGGUACUGGCAAGACGGCCACUUUUUCCGUGUCCAUCUUGCAGCGCCUUGAUGCCGAUAUCAAGGGCACUCAGGCACUCAUCCUUGCUCCUACUCGCGAGCUUGCGCUGCAAAUCCACAAGGUCGUUGUCGCUCUUGGCGACUACAUGAAUGUCUCGAGUCUUGCAUGUGUUGGCGGGACCAAUGUUCGUGAAGACAUGAAAAAGCUUCAAGAGGGUAUUCAGGUUGUCGUCGGCACUCCCGGUCGUGCUUCGGACAUGAUCAAGCGUGGAUCCCUGCGCACCGACCACAUCAAGAUUCUCUGUCUCGAUGAGGCUGACGAGAUGCUGUCUCACGGUUUCAAGGACCAAAUCUACGAAGUCUUCCAACUUCUUCCCGGCGACACUCAAGUUGCCCUUUUCUCGGCCACCAUGCCUGCUGAGGUCCUUGAAGUCUCCAAAAAGUUCAUGCGUGACCCUGUCCGCAUCCUCGUCAAGCGUGAUGAACUUACCCUCGAAGGUAUCAAGCAGUUCUAUAUUGCCGUCGAAAAGGAGGAGUGGAAAUUAGACACCCUCUGCGAUCUCUACGAAACGAUUACCAUCACCCAGGCCGUUAUUUUCUGCAACACCCGUCGCAAGGUCGACAUGCUUACCGAGCAGAUGCUCUCCCGCGAGUUCACUGUCUCUGCCAUGCAUGGAGAUAUGGAGCAGAAGCAGCGUGAGGUCCUCAUGAAGGAGUUCCGCACUGGCUCAACCCGUGUCCUCAUCACCACCGAUCUGCUUGCUCGUGGUAUCGAUGUCCAACAGGUUUCGCUCGUCAUCAACUACGACUUGCCUACCAACCGCGAGAACUACAUCCAUCGUAUUGGCCGUGGCGGUCGUUUCGGUCGUAAGGGUGUCGCUAUCAACUUUGUCACCACCAACGAUGUUGCUAUGCUCCGUGACAUUGAACAGUUCUACAACACUCAGAUCGAUGAGAUGCCCCUCAAUGUCGCAGAUCUUAUCUAG
Mycena indigotica is the source of this 1599-nucleotide messenger RNA. RefSeq lists its product as uncharacterized. Gene Ontology annotation, cellular component: cytoplasmic stress granule. The record is from RefSeq and is a predicted model, not a curated record. Gene Ontology annotation, biological process: cytoplasmic translational initiation. The coding region runs from base 1 to 1599 and encodes 532 amino acids. The transcript is spliced from 10 exons. Gene Ontology annotation, molecular function: ATP binding; RNA helicase activity; translation initiation factor activity. NCBI's taxonomy places the organism in Eukaryota, Fungi, Basidiomycota, Agaricomycetes, Agaricales, Mycenaceae.